Molecule: messenger RNA, 2194 nt
Organism: Magallana angulata
Lineage: Eukaryota; Metazoa; Mollusca; Bivalvia; Ostreida; Ostreidae
Product: protein FAM81A-like
Exons: 7
Coding region: 148-1365 (405 amino acids)
Source: RefSeq, a predicted model, not a curated record
AGUUGACCUCGAUUUGUCUCCUACCGCUAGAGGGCACAACGAGCACAUUGUUUACAAAUGGCGACGACGUAGACAUUCAACAAGUGGAAAAAAUUGAUUAUCAAUACUUUGCAGUUUUACUUCAAGAAAGUUUACUGAACUACACUCAUGCAGAGAAUGUCACGCCGUAACCAACUUCCUGUUCUGAGAGCUCCUUAUGACACUCAAGACGAGCCAUUUCAGCCCAGGCCCAGUCCUCGAAACAAUGAACAGGAAACAAGAGUUCUGCCUUAUACUGGAAAUAACACGGAAAGACAGAGUCGUGGCCCCUCUCGGCUAGAUCUACUGGAAGAGAGGCUCACACAACAAGAAAGAAACUCUCAAAAUCUCGUUGACCGGGCGUUUAAAAUCAAAGAGGAUGUCAUUGACAGUUUGAAUUUUACUCAUGGUACUUGGCAGGAGGAAAAACAUGCCAGAAACAUGUUACAAGAGCAUAUUCGCACAAUAACUGCGGUGGUCAAUCGACUCAACAGUGAUAUAUCGCAAUUAGAGGAAAGUAUUCGCACUCGGGACAAUGUUUCCAUGGGAACCAACAAUGCUGUGAAGAAUCUGGAGGUGCAUCAUGUAGCAUCUCUCACUGACCUCCGAGGACGAAUCGUGAGGUGCGACACAUCUAUAGCUCGUCUGUCCACAGAGCUCAAUAAUGCAACUGCCGCCAUUAAACAACUGUCCCAGCAACAAAGUGACAUGCAGGGAAAAAUCAUAGAGAGAAUCCACGAUGUGGAGGCUAGGUUGGUCACAGUUCAGAACAAUCAAGAUAGAAUGGCAAGCGAAAAUAAAAUGAAACUCCAGCAUUUGGAGGGGGACACUGGUCAACAGAUGGCGACACUGGACAGUCGGACAAAGAGCAUAAUCGACGACCUUAAAAACACCCUCAAUAUGUACCAGGCCAAUUCAGAUGCAGAGCGAGAAAAGCUCGAGGCUAGAUUGUUGUCAAACAUGGAAAGAAUCUCUGCUGCCAAAGAUGGUCUUAUUGAACGUGUUGAAAGAAAGGUUGACGAGAGCCACUAUGUGACAGAAAACAGAAUUCAGAAGUUGGAUGAAGCAAUACUAGAGGAAAGGGCCAAGAUAGCAGAUAUAGAACAUGGCUUUGGUCUGGGUGGCAGUAAGCAUUUGGAAAACAAGAUAGUAGCUCGCCUUGAACAAAUGGCGGCCACACAAAAAGAAGAAUUUGCUCGUCUGAAACGUGAAUGUAGAGAAGGUUUCUCAACAGUUCAUGAAAGUAUCACCAACAUGAAAACAGUGAUGGAAGGAAAACGGAAAAUUCUAGAGGACCAGCUACGAAAGGAAAUCAGCCAAAUCCGCAAAAUGGUGGUCUUGGUGUGACCAGGAAACCUGUGUCUACAAAUGACGACUGAAAUAACAGGAUGUGUUCAAUCACGGUCCCUGACUGAGUUUGCAUGUAUAUCUUAUCGCCAACCAAAACCAGAUCCAUUCCAGUUGGCAGUGAUGCCAUAGUUUGAAGUAGUUAGACAAUAUGAUAACAAAUACACAUUUUUGUUGCAUUGUAACCAAAGAUCACUCAGAUAGGGCUACUGCCUUAAACAUGUGCACAGUGUAUGCACAUUUUUUUGUUAUUUUUUAUUUUUUUUUAUUUAAGGUUGCUUUACUAUGGAAUCCCCUUUUUUGCAGUAUUAAGAAAAACAAUCAAGUUUAACCCUUAUAGUAUAUAUAUCUUACAACCUGACCACCAAAUCUGGAGUAUGGACUCAUUUUGUGUAUACCAUGUGUACUCAUUAGUACUAAUUUUAUUUAGGAAUUCUGUUGUAGUACAUGUACUUCCAUUUAGUAAUGUGGGUCAAAUAUAUUUUGGCAUUGUUGUACAUAUAUUUUGUUGUUAUCAUUUUUCAUCAAUAAAAAACCACUUGUUAUGCUUUCAUCAUCAUGGUCAUCAUGCAAUCAAAUUCUAUAUUUACAGAGAUAUAUAUGUAUAUAAAAUCUAGAUGUACUGAUAGUCAUCUCAUACUUAACAAGUGUUAGUUUUACUUUUUAUUUUCCUUGAAUCAAGAGGGUACACUAAUACCUUCUAUCAAGAGUUAGUUCCCUUUACACAAGGGAGUGUUCAACAACAUCAAGUUCUUCCAUUUAUUUUAUUUAUCAUGCAUGUACAGUAAGCAUGUUUAUGUAGUUCACAAUAAAUUAUUUAGUUUUCUAA